Aegilops tauschii subsp. strangulata is the source of this 1335-nucleotide messenger RNA. RefSeq lists its product as uncharacterized. Gene Ontology annotation, cellular component: cytoplasm; chloroplast thylakoid. The record is from RefSeq and is a predicted model, not a curated record. Lineage: Eukaryota; Viridiplantae; Streptophyta; Magnoliopsida; Poales; Poaceae. Gene Ontology annotation, biological process: L-arginine biosynthetic process. Gene Ontology annotation, molecular function: acetylglutamate kinase activity; ATP binding.
CCCGCCUCUUCCAUCUACAAGUACCGUCUCUUCCGCUGCGCCGCACCCCGUACGCCCAGCGCCGACCACCAACCCCUUCCGUCUAGGCAAGCAACCCGGCGGCGCGAACACCAAGUCCCCCCGGCGGCCGCAGCAAUGCUCCUAACCAAGCCCCACCCCGCCCUCACCCUCCCCUCCGCAUCCCUCCCAAAUCCUAACCUAAAGGCCGCCCGCGUCAGGCCCCUCGCCUCCUCCGCGCCCCAUGGACGCCGCGGGCUCCGCGUCUCGGCCUCCUCCUCCUCCCUGGCGCCAGCGCAGGCCGCGUCCGCGGCGCUGAACCGCGUGGACGUCCUGUCGGAGGCGCUCCCCUUCAUCCAGCGGUUCAAGGGCAAGACGGUGGUGGUCAAGUACGGCGGCGCGGCCAUGAAGUCGCCGGAGCUGCAGGCGUCGGUGAUCCGCGACCUGGUCCUCCUCUCCUGCGUCGGCCUGCGCCCCGUGCUCGUGCACGGCGGCGGCCCGGAGAUCAACUCCUGGCUGCAGCGCGUCGGCGUCGAGCCGCAGUUCCGCAACGGCCUCCGCGUCACCGACGCGCUCACCAUGGAGGUCGUCGAGAUGGUGCUGGUCGGCAAGGUCAACAAGCAGCUCGUCUCCCUCAUCAGCCUCGCCGGCGCCACCGCCGUUGGCCUCUGCGGCAAGGACGCGCGCCUCCUCACGGCGCGCCCCUCCCCCGACGCCGCAGCCCUCGGGUUCGUCGGCGAGGUCACGCGCGUCGACCCCUCUGUGCUCCACCCGAUCAUCGCCUCCGGCCACAUCCCGGUCAUCGCCACCGUGGCUGCCGACGAGACCGGGCAAGCCUAUAACAUCAACGCCGACACUGCGGCGGGGGAGAUCGCGGCUGCCAUUGGCGCCGAGAAGCUGUUGCUGAUCACUGACGUGUCCGGCAUACUCGCGGACCGGGAUGACCCCGGGAGCCUGGUGAAGGAGAUUGACAUCGCCGGCGUACGGCGGAUGGUGGCCGAGGGCAAGGUGGGUGGGGGCAUGAUACCCAAGGUGGGGUGCUGCGUGCGCGCGCUGGCGCAGGGCGUGCACACGGCCAGCAUCAUUGACGGCCGCGUCCCGCACUCUCUCCUGCUCGAAAUCCUCACCGACGAGGGCACCGGCACCAUGAUCACCGGCUGAAACUUGUUUGUUUGUUGUUGUUUUUUUCUUUUCUUUUUUGGUUCACAUUCUUUGGGUUGGAUGGUUUUGCAUCCCUCAUUUGUGUUAAAUGUGUUUUCGAUUCGAAUCCUGAACAAGGAGUGGUGAAAGAUUGCAGCUUUAAGCAGAAUAUAUACAUUUCGUGGCAAGAUUUUCCAA